AUGGGGACCUAUCAAGCUCAUCCUUGGUAUACCAUCCUCGACGCCCUUGCGAAAAUUGGCGAGACAAUACCCGGGCUCGUGAUAUACCACAGCUUCAUUGACAAGCUACCUACACUUGGCGCCCAUGUCGUCUUAGAGAAAAUGAUUGAUGAUAUCCUUGAAUUUUAUCAGGAGGCGCUUGUAUUCCUCGAUCGGACAAAGAGACAGAAGGUCCGCGACUUGUUUUGGAAGACCUUCCACUCCCAGUUUGACUCGAUCCUAAAUCGCAUGAAGCGCCGCGCUGAACUGCUUGAAAGCCUAAAGACUCUAGCUACGGCCAAGGCCCUAAUGGAGAUGGGAGAAAAAUAA
Parascedosporium putredinis is the source of this 348-nucleotide messenger RNA. NCBI's taxonomy places the organism in Eukaryota, Fungi, Ascomycota, Sordariomycetes, Microascales, Microascaceae. The record is from the annotation of a GenBank genome assembly.